Molecule: messenger RNA, 2709 nt
Organism: Oryzias melastigma (Indian medaka)
Lineage: Eukaryota; Metazoa; Chordata; Actinopteri; Beloniformes; Adrianichthyidae
Product: gastrula zinc finger protein XlCGF8.2DB-like
Exons: 2
Coding region: 405-1385 (326 amino acids)
Source: RefSeq, a predicted model, not a curated record
GCAGACUGCUGGAUAUCUGCUGGAAACCACAGCUUCAGCUCCACCACAUAGUCCUCCCCCAGCAUUAUGCGAAUGAAGAGGACAAUCUUUACAACCAGCAGAAGAAUUUAAGAGUGGGACAGGAGGAAUCAGAGUCUCCUCAGGUUAAAGAAGAACAAGAGGGACCCGAAUCUCUACAGAUUAAAGAGGAAAAGGAGGAAUCAGAGUCUCCUCAGGUUAAAGAAGAACAAGAGGGACCCGAAUCUCUACAGAUUAAAGAUGAACAGGAGGAACCAGAACAUCCGCAAAUUAAAGAGGAGCAGGAGGAACACAGACCUACACAGAUUAAAGAAGAGCAGGAGGAAGAAGAAUUUGCACAGAUUACAGAAAAAGAACAGGAAGAACCACGACAGUUCAGAAAUCACAUGAGAACUCACCCAGGAGAGAAUCCUUUUUCGUGUAAAGAAUGUGAUCAAAGUUUUAAUCGUGCAUAUAAUCUUGAAACACACAUGAGAACUCAUACAGGAGAAACGCCUUUUUCAUGUAAAGAUUGUGAUAAAAGUUUUAGUCAUGAAACUACUCUCAAAAGACACAUGAGAACUCACCAUGGAGUGAAGCCUUUUUCGUGUAAAGAAUGUGAGAAAAGUUUUAGUUGGGUAUGUCAUCUAAUAAGACACAUGAGAACUCACCAUGGAGUGAAGCGUUUUCCGUGUAAAGAAUGUGAUCAAAGUUUUGAUCGUGCACAUAAUCUUGUAAGACACAUGAGAACUCAUACAGGAGAAAAACCUUUUACAUGUAAAGAUUGUGAUAAAAGUUUUCGUUAUGAAACUUCUGUCAAAAGACACAUGAGAACUCACACAGGAGAGAAGCCUUUUUUAUGUAAAGAAUGUGAGAAAAGUUUUAGUGAUGCUUUUCAUCUCAUAACACACAUGAGAACUCACACAGGAGAGAAUCCUUUUUCGUGUAAAGAAUGUGAUCAAAUUUUUAAUCGUAAAUCUAAUCUUGUAACACACAUGAGAACUCAUACAGGAGAAAAGCCUUUUUCAUGUAAAGAUUGUGAUAAAAGUUUUAGGCAUGAACCUACUCUCAAAAGACACAUGAGAACUCACACAGGAGAGAAGCCUUUUACUUGUAAAGAGUGUAAUUCAAGUUUUAGUGAUGCUUCUUAUCUCAAAAUGCACAUGCGAACUCACACAGGAGAGAAGCCUUUUUUGUGUAAAGAAUGCGACAAAAGUUUUCGUUUUGUGUCUACUCUUAAAACGCACAUGCGAACUCACACAGGAGAGAAGCCUUUUACAUGUAAAGAAUGUGACAAAAGCUUUAGUCGUGUGUCUACUCUCAAAACACACAUGAGAACUCACACUGGAGAAAAGCCUUUUUUAUCUACGGAAUGUGAUAAAAGAUAAAAGUUUAAGAAUCUCAUUUAAGAAUAUAUAUGAGAACUCAUAACUUAAAAUCAAAAAAUCUGAAAAUCAAAUCUAAAAAUAUUUAAAGAAAAUAAGAAUUAAGUAAAAACAAAUGAAGAAAUGUAAUGUUUAUAAUUCCAUACUAAUCUGCCAAUCAAUUCCAAACACUUUCCAAGUCCUUACUGAGUCUUUAAAUGGUCCCUCUGUCUCAGUCAGUAGAACAAAAUAGAUUCCAUAUCACUUUUACACAACUUUCCACACACGUGUGGAGAUUUUGCUUUUAAUUUCCAGUAAUACUUGGAUCAUUCUCACUCUACUAAAGGAAUCUAAAGCUGUUUAUAUCUAAACAUCAGUUUCUGUGUUUGAUCAACUAUCAAAUUCCUCUGACCUGAACCCAAUAAAAAUAUCUAUGAACUGUGAGGAGGAAUAUGAGACAGCAGACACAACAAUGAAGAUGACCUGAAGUCAGCGAUCAAAUCAACCUGAGCUUUCAUGACAUGAACACAGAGCCACAGGCUGAUGGCCUCCAUACCACAUUGAUGCAGUCAUCCAAUGAAAAGGAGGAACAAGUGGUUAUUGAAUGGAGAGAAAAGAACAUUUUUUUGAAAUCUGACGUGUGCUGAAAACAUUAUUUUGAUAUGAUAUUCUCAUUUUGUAAGACAAUAUUUUUAUGUUUAUCAUCUAUAAGUCACUAUGAUCACAUUUCUCAAAAUAAAGAAUUGAUGUAUUUCAUUUUGUAAUGAUUCUAUAAUCAUGAGUUUCACUUGUUGAAUUAUUUGACAAAAAUGUUUAACUUGUUCUUGAAAUUAAUUUGUUUUUUACGUACCUCUAAAUAGAAAUGUGUUGUUUUGAAUUAUGAAAGCCAGAUUAAAUAAAACAUUUUUGAUGAUGUUCACUUUUGUUAGUAGAUUUUUGUAUUUUAUUAUAUCGUUAACAGUUGUUAAGUUAAUCGUUGUGGUUGUAGUUUAUAGUGAGACAAUGUUGUCUAAUUGUGUGUGUUACCAUGACAACACUUGAAAUAUUUUUACAUACAUUUAAUUCUUUUUUACAUUUUGUAUCUGAUUUAUGAACAUGUCAAUAUUGUUUUCAAUACUAAAUCAUUCCUGUUUAUAUUUUGUUGAGUCAAGUUAACAAAUAACAGUUUAGUGAAGGAAAGGUUUAGUAAAAAUGUAUUAAAGAAGAGGUGGAUAAAGAAACAGACUGGUGUUUGUGUUGUUGUGAUUCCUGUUUUCUAGUAGAGAUUAGAAGUGUUUCUCUGUUCUUUUUAGUUCUCAGUGUUCUGUCUCAAUCUUUCCUGUGAAGAAUAAAGUGGACGUGAACAUCA